Messenger RNA from Pungitius pungitius (ninespine stickleback), 1323 nucleotides. RefSeq names its product receptor accessory protein 6 (gene reep6). The coding region runs from base 28 to 711 and encodes 227 amino acids. NCBI's taxonomy places the organism in Eukaryota, Metazoa, Chordata, Actinopteri, Perciformes, Gasterosteidae. The record is from RefSeq and is a predicted model, not a curated record. The transcript has 7 exons.
UGUUCUUUGAGGAUCGACUUGAGGACCAUGGGCCUGCUAAAGAUCUUCUCGUCUAUCAGAGACCGAGUGGACAAGUUCCUGAAUGAGAAGAACGUGGUGACUGAUUUCCUGGGGACGUUGGAGGAGAAAACGGGAAUAAGGAAGAAGAUCCUUGCAGUGGGUGCCGUCUCACUGACCGGACUCUACUUAGUGUAUGGAUAUGGCGCCGCACUUCUCUGCAACCUGAUUGGUUUUGCCUAUCCAGCAUAUUAUUCAGUAAAAGCCAUCGAAAGUGCAAGCAAAGAGGACGACACAAAAUGGCUGACGUACUGGGUGGUAUAUGGUGUCUUCAGCCUCGGCGAGUUCUUCUCUGAUAUUUUCCUGUACUGGUUCCCUUUCUACUAUGCUUUUAAGUGUCUCUUCCUGUUGUGGUGCAUGGCUCCGAUUACGUGGAAUGGCUCCCAGGUCAUCUACAACAAAGUGGUGCGGCCCAUCUUCCUCCGCCAUGAGGCCGCGGUGGACAACUUGGUGAGCGACAUUGGCAGCAGGGCCAUGGGUGCCGCUGAGAACCUCACCAGGGAAGUCCUUUCCACGCUGAUAAGGAAUAAAGCUUUGGUGACUCCGGGGCUGUCAGACGCUCAGUCUGAAGCCAAAAGUUUACCUUCAUCUUCUUCAGCAACUAAGGUUGCUCCAUCAGAGUCAAGCGAAGAACAACCACUUUUCCUCGGUUAACCAGCAUGCCCUGCAGGUAGCAGCAGGGGAAGAGGAGGACCAUCCUUGAAGAAGAGUAGAGGAGCUACAUCCUCACAGACCCCACUGAGAAGAAUUUCCCGUGUCACAAGAGAGAGAGAUUUUCUUUCAUAUAUCAGAUCAGCCAUUUAUCUGUAUUUACUGAUGAAUAUUGCGAAGCACCUGAAACUGGCUCAUAACUCACAAACUCAUCAGCUCACGUUUUGCAGGCUGCAGAUUCUCUACCACAUGCAGUUGUGGCAUGAUUUGGGGAGAAAUUCUUCCCCUGCAAUACCUAUAAAUGAAGUUUCAACAGUUUAGGCCUGCAGGUGUAGACACAUCUGCAUUGAUAUGGUGUAUUUGCCACUAUUUGCAACCAUAGUUUACUUUUAUGGGGAGAUGGUGCACUUCAACAUCUGAAGGGGCUGCAGCUCUGCAAUCAGACGCUCUGGGCCUGUCUUCGGGUGCUUCGCAUCAGUGACACUGUGUGUCCUUUUUAGUUUUCAUCGGUGUUUAUAUUAUUUAUUUUUUGUUUUGUUUACACACAUAGAUGAAAAUCUUGAUUUGACAAUUUUUAUUAUAAUAAAUAUACAUGCUAAUCAGAAUAAAACUAAA